Molecule: messenger RNA, 4301 nt
Organism: Brassicogethes aeneus
Lineage: Eukaryota; Metazoa; Arthropoda; Insecta; Coleoptera; Nitidulidae
Source: the annotation of a GenBank genome assembly
UACACUUUGGCAACAUUGUUUUUGAAACCGCGAAAUAACCAUCUUUUUGUGUUGUUUAUUUUUAUUAAUUUCUAUAAUAAACAAUUUAACAGCUAUAAACUACAACAAACCAUAUUUUUAUUCAUUUAUAAUGUAUAACAGAGAUGAUACAGCUAAAGAAUUAAGUUAUUUUCAAGAAACUCUAAAAGAAACAGGGGUUACAGUAUCGUUUGAUGAAGAAUCCACAUACUUAAAUCAAGAACAGGCAAUUGUAGUCAGGGACUUGGAAAAUUUAUUAAAAUAUCCUAAUUCUAAUCAGCAACAAUUUGUUCGUGAAUUAAAAAUAUUUUUUAAGGAUGAAGAGUAUCUACGCAAAUCUUUUGUACCAACUAUUUUAAAGAAGCCUGACAGCCAAGAUACCUUGCAAAAUCAUCAAGAAAGCUUGAUUAGGUUACUUUUAAAAGUUAACAGCUUGCAAAAGGAAGUCAUUAAUGUGAUUUUGGAAGAAAUUACGAAAGAUGCCACAGAAGAACAUGAAGAUACAUCAUGGCUACGCUUGUUAAUAAACUCUUUAAGAUAUUUGCCAUACAUCAAUGAACCAAGGAAUCUUACAGUAAAAUUACUGGAUAUAUUGGAAAUAUCCGGCCUAGCAUCCCAAUUAGAAAUAUUGGAUUCAAUACCAGACAUUAUUCCAGACAGCCAAUAUUAUGAAACAGCUGAACAACUAGGUAAACUUUUGGAUUUAGGCGACGACAAUCUUUCAGGAGCGAUUAUUGAUUGUCUCAAUGCUCUUAAUUUGGAUUCAACUAUAAGAGCACAAGUACAAGACAAAAUAUUGUCAAAUAUUAUUGCUGGCCCUUCUUUAAAAAUAUUUCCGGUAUUACUAGAGUUUUUAAUGGCAGACACUAAGAUACAAAACAAUUUUCAAACCUUUAUUAAAAUAAGAAACUCGUUGGAUACAUUAAUGAUGUCAGUUGAUAGUGAAAAAGACUCUAACAAAAUAGUAAUUUUUAGUAAAUUACAAAUGUAUUGUAGAACAUCAAAAAUUAUAUCUGAGGCUUGGAUUAACACAAUUUCUGGAAUUAAAAACCCAGCUGAUCAUAAACCUGUAGAUUUAUUAAUUUUGUUUAUGUUGCAUGCUACUUCUAAGCUAAAAAACAAAAGCAUAGAAACUCUAAUGAGAAAAAAGGUCACCACAGGUUUCUUUAAAAUUAACCAUCUAGAUAGAUUGUUUGAUGAAUUUAUGCCUCAACAGUUACUAAAGGAAUAUUUUACUACAAUGGUAGAAAUUGGUUGUAAUUUACUUAGAUUAACUCAAGUACCAGAAGUGGUUGAAUUUGCUAUGGCUUUGUUUAAAAUCCUGUUUGCUCAUAGCUACACAGAAAUUGUUUAUCGCAAAGAACUUUUGGAUAAUUUAAUACUACUAACUGGUUUCACAAAAUCAGAUACUGUGGAAAUUGUGUUGAAAUUGCUUUCAGAAUUUUUAAACGAUUUCAAAAAAAUGCAACAGCAUACUGUUCUGCUAAUGCUUUUGCUGGAAAAACUCGAUACCUUCGAGUUAAAAGAUGUUAAACAAGUGUUUGAAAUUUUAUGCACACUAACAUGUGGCGAGAAAGCUGAAGAGUGUAUGAGCGGUUUGAAGGACGAAAUUCACAUUUUAGUGAGAAAACAAUUAUCAAGCUCAAAAAGGAAUAUAAAGCAUAGAGGUAUAAUAUCAGCGGUUGUGAUGGCAAAACAUUUGGCAACGACCAAUAAAGAACCCAGCGAAAUUGGCGAAGAAUCCGUCAUUUCAAUUGCUAGUUUGCCGCAAGGAAACACCAGAGACGCAGCGUGUCUCUUGGAGUUGUCGUGUACUAGUUGCGCAAAUUGCCCAGAACUAAUGGGGUUGUAUUACGACCAAUUGGCAUCGAUGUUGAUGACUACCCAGUAUCUAGAUAAAUAUUUUAUGGGUUGGUUGUAUGAAACUAUAACGCACAAUUUCCAGACUAUUUUUAUUACUGAAACUCUACCCGAAAGCACAAUGGAUUUAGAAUUUUCUAUGCAAUACGAACUUAAUAGCAAAGAAGAUCUAUCUUUGGGAGUAAAUAUCGGCGGUUUGACCGUAGAUCCAAAAAAUUCCCAUAAAAAUUACAUACUUUUAUUAGCACCGCAUUUUAGACUUCUUAGAUUACUUCACUACAGGCAACACGAUGGAGAUUUAUCUUCAAUAGAUGCCCUAUUAGGCAGCGCAGUGAUUCUUCCUAAAUUCCAAAAACUCGACGAUCUCGAAUACGAUCAAUUGCGUCACACCGCAAAUUGUAUAUUUCAUUGCGUGAAUUGGUUUAGAGAAGUAAUAAGCGCGUUUGUAACACAAGAUUGUACAUCUGUGCGACUCAAAGUUAUUAAGAGGUUAAGAAAUUUAAUUGAAGUGGAAGAUCUUUUAUACUAUAGCAUGCAAAGAUUGACUGAUCAUAGAUUGCCUGUUUGUUAUUUUGAUUCUUUGUCGCAAGUAACGAAACAGAAUUUAUCACUUAAAGAAGGUAAAAGUGCGAAAAAUCCACGAAAAAAAUUAAAAACUAAUAAUGAUGUUAACGAAACUACUAUUGCAUCCACACCUGGUACAUCAGCUGUAAAAACUAAAGCCAGCAAAAAACAAAUGAAAAAUAUCACUGUUCAGCACAGCAUAGUAUUUAGAGAAGUAGACACAGAUCUAGUAAAACUACUUAAAUAUCCAUUAGAUAUCACUGACUCAAGUGAAUCGCAGAGCACCACUUUAAAUAUACAUCAACUUAAAUUCAUAUUAAAAGAUUUUGUAAUGAAAAUGGGCGUAUUAACUAAAGGCAAAGAAAAAGGCCUUUCACAUUUAAAUGUUGUCACUCCAAUAAGCAUAAUAACAGAUUGCGUUUGCAUUCUUCCCAAACUUGAUAUGCAUUUGCAAGUAAUCAUAAAGGAAGUUGUUAAAUUGUUGGACAAAACCGAUUGGAGACAUGAUUUACCGCCUUUAUACACCAAAGAGGCGCUUGAACUAAGAACAUGUUUCGGUUUAAUAGUUGAAAUUUUUUAUUACACAUUUAGCUGGUCUGGUUUUCAAAACUCCAAAAAUUUCGAUCUUCUGCGAAAAAUAUUAAAAUCGUUGUUGACCGGACAAUCUCAAAAUCUGAAUUCAGCAAACCGACUUAUUAUGGAUUUAAUCAAAAAAUUAUCUGGAUACAUUGACAAAUGUUUAGAUAUUACACAUGGUAUGUAUUUACUACAAACUAUGGAAUCAUUGUAUGCUACUACAGUUACAAGUCCUGAUAUACAGAAGAUAAUUGUAUCAACCAGCUCAAGAUUAUUAGGUGUAAGGUGGUACAGCUCAAAGUCAAGUUUGCAUAUUGGUAAAACUGCUAAUUUUGGAAUUGAAAUUUUUAUAAAAGUUUACCUAAAAAAUGCCAACCUUAAAACGCUAUCGGGAAUUGUGGGAUCCUUGCAGGAACAAUGCGUUUUAUUGAGAACUAAAGAAGAUUGUUUACAUAUGCUGGCCAGUAUUGAUAAACAUAAUUUCCAUUUAUUUUACUCAGGAGUUUGUACAGCUCUUCAUAACAGAGUCAAAUCGGAUGUACUAUCUUUAACCAAUGAUGAACAUUUGGUAUUAUGGAAAACAACAGCCAUGACCAUGCAAGGUUUAAUGUCGAUAGCUAAAACACAUGAAUCUAAAACCAACUUAACUAGUUUUCUUAAAAAGUCUAUUGCAAUACUUAAGAUAUUUUUGUCGCAUGGUAUACCAAUAUUGGAAAUAAUGCUAAGACAUAAUCCUGAUGACGUAUUAUCUAUAUUCAAAUCAAUACAAACUAAUACCAGGUUUUUACAUCAUUUAUGUUGUUAUUCCAAAGUAACCAAAGAUACAGGAAUAAUGUCUUAUGUGCCUCAAUUUAGACUUACCCUUGAAACAUUAAUAUACAGGGUAAAAGCAGCAUUGGUUGCUAAUAAUUGUUCGGCCGCCUUCUGGAUGGGAAAUCUGCGAAACAGGGACUUACAAGGCGACGAUAUUUUAACUCAAAGCACCGUAGUAUCGGAAGAAAACGAUAAGAAUGACAAUGAAGACCAAGAAAUGGAGGAGUUGCCAGAAGAUGAAAGUCAUUCAGAUGCUUCAGAUGAUGAGCCAAGAUCCGAAAGCGAAGUCUUUGAUUGAUAAGACUUACCUUUCUGGUUGAUUGUGAUUUAUGAUGAUACCUUUUUUAAGAAAAAUUUCAUAAUCCACAUAAAACUUUUCGUAUUUCGCCUGAUUUUUUGUGAGCUGAUACAACAAAAAUUUAUCCGUUUUUUGUAACAUUUUGGUAAUAAUAAUGUUUGAUAUUAAAAAA